This is a messenger RNA of Cladophialophora carrionii CBS 160.54, 1620 nucleotides long. RefSeq lists its product as uncharacterized. Lineage: Eukaryota; Fungi; Ascomycota; Eurotiomycetes; Chaetothyriales; Herpotrichiellaceae. Bases 1 to 1620 code for a protein of 539 amino acids. The record is from RefSeq and is a predicted model, not a curated record. The transcript is spliced from 2 exons.
AUGUCCCAUCAGGAAUCGUUCUACGACUUCGAAAGAGAUAUUCUCAACCGCACUCCACCACUGGUGGCGGUAAACCCGGUUCUGGAGCCGCACGACAGUCCCGCGCCUUUGGUCCGCAUCGACACUUCUUCCGACUCGACGGACGUGGAAGACACGGACGGUGUACCGGCACCCAGGAAGAAAAGAAGGAAGAGGCGAAAGGGUCGAACAAACCCAACCUUUGCCGACGGCGUACUGAUUCGUUCCCUAGAUCCUAACCAAAACGAAUUAGCCAGUCACGUUGAGAGGAACGCGUUAGCAUCGGCGAGUCAGUCAGAGGUGGAAGAGGAGGACAAUGAUGCUGGCCGCCGACAGCAGAUGAGCAGGCCGAGCGAAGUAAUUCAGUCUCGGGCAGCGCAGAAUGCAACCAGACGCCGAGAGGUUGCCAUCUCCCCCAAUGUCGACAAGGAUGAUGACUGGCCGAUGAUCGAUACUCCGGCGAAUGCAGCUGAGGCGAGAUAUUCGCCCCCGUCUCCGAGUACCAAUGGUGAAGCCCGCCGACCUCGCCAGCAAGAGCAAAACCAUGCCUCCUCUCCUCUACGGGAAGACCAUCCCAGGAAGCAGUUCGACACUCGGCCUCCCCCGCUGAACGAGAGAUUGGGUUUGAAGCUGAAUCCAAGCCAUGCAGCUGCCGAGGAGGACGAGGACUCCAUCAUCAAGUCACCUGCUCUUGCAAAAUUCGCCAUCGCACGCGAUCAUGCCCCUCCGGAUUUUAUCCUCCCUGCGUUGCAGAGGAAAUCGCCGCCCCGGUCGUCGCCGGCAGGUCUAUUGGAGCUGAAGCACAAUCUUCCGAGUAUCAAGACCGCCAUAGGUGAUCUUCCGGACUCGAGCUUUAGUAGAUUUGCUACCCUGUCCCCCAUAGGACGUCCGUCUCCCAUCCACUUAGCACAAUAUGCAUCGCCCGCAUCUUAUUCAGCUCUAUCACCUCGGGCGCCGAUGGGGCCGCCCUCGCAUCACGACUGGAGGGCGACAACCCGUGACUCGAAUACGUCGAAGUCUUCGAGUUACGCUAGUUCCUCGGCCACAGGGUCCACACCAGCUUCGUCCAUGUCUAUGCCGUCGCCAGCACCCUCAUAUCCAUCGCCCUCGUAUCCGUCGCCGCCGCACCCAUCUCCCCCUCAUCCGUCGCUCCCGGACCCGCCGCCCGAGCCACCACAGCCUGUGCACUCGUCGCCCUUGGCAGUUGUACCAGAAGAGCACACGGACACGAUACAGCCAGAAUCUGUCGACGAGAGCGAAUCGAAGAUCAGGUCCGAAUCACAGUCCGAGCCGCCCUCUGGCGAUGGUUUUACCACCGAUGAACCUCCUGCAAGCCGUUACGUUUCAGGUGCUUACAUCUGCAUGUAUAAUGGAUACAUGGGUUGGUCCACAAAUCUCCAGGAUACAUAUGUCCGUUCUGUCCCGAUCAAGAGCACCGAUAUCCUCGACCAGAUAAUCUCCAGCGCCAUGUUCGGCAGCAUCACUUGGACAAAGACCGAGACGACCCGGUCCUCCGCGACGUCCUUGACCAGCGCGUCGAGGGAGGAACGCGCGGCGGAAGACGACGAAUGCGGUUAUGACCAUUUUGGAAGAUCCGGUUGA